GCAGGCCGGCCGGCGGGCGGCCGCUCUCGGGUCCGCCUCCGACUGCGGCGCGGCGGGGCGAUGUGAGUGCCAUGGCGAGGAGUCUCUGCGCGGGGGCCUGGUUGAGGAAACCCCAUUACCUCCAGGCUCGUCUCUCAUAUGUGCGAGUGAAGUAUCUUUUCUUUUCCUGGUUGGUGGUUUUUGUUGGAAGCUGGAUCAUAUAUGUGCAGUAUUCAUCCUAUACGGAGCUAUGCAGAGGGAAGGACUGUAAGAAAAUCAUAUGUGACAAAUACAAGACUGGAGUUAUUGAUGGACCUGCAUGCAGUAGCCUCUGUGUCACAGAAACACUGUACUUUGGGAAAUGUUUAUCCACCAAGCCCAACAACCAGAUGUAUUUAGGGAUUUGGGAUAAUCUACCAGGGGUUGUGAAAUGUCAAAUGGAACAAGCUCUUCAUCUUGAUUUUGGAACUGAACUGGAGCCAAGGAAAGAAAUAGUGCUAUUUGAUAAACCAACCAGGGGAACUACUGUACAGAAAUUCAAAGAAAUGGUCUACAGUCUCUUUAAGGCAAAAUUAGGUGAUCAAGGAAACCUCUCUGAAUUGGUUAACCUCAUCCUGACAGUGGCCGAUGGAGACAGAGAUGGCCAGGUCUCCUUAGGAGAAGCCAAGUCAGCAUGGGCACUUCUCCAGUUGAAUGAGUUUCUUCUGAUGGUGAUACUUCAAGAUAAAGAACAUACCCCCAAACUAAUGGGAUUCUGUGGUGACCUCUACGUGAUGGAAAGUGUUGAAUAUACCUCUCUCUAUGGAAUAAGUCUUCCAUGGGUCAUUGAACUCUUUAUUCCGUCUGGGUUCAGAAGGAGCAUGGACCAGUUGUUCACACCAUCAUGGCCCAGAAAAGCCAAGAUAGCCAUAGGACUUCUAGAAUUUGUGGAGGAUGUUUUCCAUGGCCCAUACGGAAACUUCCUCAUGUGUGACACUAGUGCCAAAAACCUAGGAUAUAAUGAGAAAUAUGAUUUGAAGAUGGUGGAUAUGAGAAAAAUUGUGCCAGAGAUAAACUUAAAGGAACUUAUUAAGGAUCGCCACUGUGAGUCUGACCUGGACUGUGUCUACGGUACAGACUGUAGAACUAGCUGUGACCAGAGCACAAUGAAGUGCACUUCAGAAGUAAUACAACCAAACUUGGCAAAAGCAUGUCAGCUACUCAAAGACUACUUACUGCAUGGUGCUCCAAGUGAAAUCCGGGAAGAACUGGAAAAACAGCUGUAUGCUUGUAUUGCUCUUAAAGUCACAGCAAAUCAAAUGGAAAUGGAACACUCUUUGAUAUUAAAUAACCUAAAAACAUUAUUGUGGAAGAAAAUUUCCUACACAAAUGACUCGUAGUUAUUUGGACAGCAUUGCCAUCUUUGAGAAAUACAUAUGAUUUUAAGAGCAUUUAAAAGAAUGGCUUUUGCCUUGUGGGCCUAUGAAGCUAUCUAAAUGUGCUGUGACAGUAAUGGCAUGUGUAGGGCCAAGAGAUGUCUAAAACUCAUUCCUGCCCGGUUAUAAGUUCACAAGUACAUUCACUGUUAACUAUUGACUGACUUAAAGAUAAAUUAAUGCUGUGAAAAGCCUCAUUCCAUAAACAGUGAGUGCUCUGUAGACCUGUUAGCAAAUCCCAUUGCUGGACACAUUGUUUGCAUUGAAGCUGCUGUCUAAACAAGGAAAUUUAUGUAUGAAUUUACUAAUGUUAUAGCAUGGUAAAACUUUGCACAUUAACACAAAUUAAAGACACCACAUAGGUAAAUUAAAAUGACUCCUUUUAUUAAAA
Molecule: messenger RNA, 1785 nt
Organism: Phodopus roborovskii (desert hamster)
Lineage: Eukaryota; Metazoa; Chordata; Mammalia; Rodentia; Cricetidae
Gene: Dipk1a
Product: divergent protein kinase domain 1A
Exons: 5
Coding region: 72-1358 (428 amino acids)
Source: RefSeq, a predicted model, not a curated record